Molecule: messenger RNA, 498 nt
Organism: Talaromyces stipitatus ATCC 10500
Lineage: Eukaryota; Fungi; Ascomycota; Eurotiomycetes; Eurotiales; Trichocomaceae
Exons: 2
Coding region: 1-498 (165 amino acids)
Molecular function (GO): catalytic activity
Source: RefSeq, a predicted model, not a curated record
AUGAACGAUGAUAAGAUCAGAGACUACGGGGUGGUGGCAACAAUCGAGAAUGCCAUGGUGACAAGCCUGAUGGAACAUAGUUACUGGACAAAGAUGAUACCUACAGAGAGAUAUGAUGGAAGAUGGCUAAUUCGGAGUAUGCUAUGGGUCCGGAGCGACAUCGAAGCUGAACAGAUCCCAGUAGAAUCAUCAGAUCUGACAGCUGCGAUUCUGCGUCUCCCAGACCAGGUGGUGCUAGUGGUCUCAGUCUAUGUGGAAGGAAAUAAUGAGGAGGCACUGAUAUCUACAAUUAGGCUGCUACGCAGCUUAGUGGUAGACUACCAGGGAAGAGGAGAAAUAUGGAUAGAUGUCCUAAUAAUGGGAGACUUCAACCGGCAUGAUCAACUCUGGGGUGGAGAUCAUAUAUCUCCUAUAAGACAAGGAGAGGCUGAUGCUCUAAUUGACUAUAUGGGUGAACACUCUCUCCACAGCCUCUUACCUAGAGGCACAAAAACAUAG